This is a messenger RNA of Anthostomella pinea, 768 nucleotides long. The record is from the annotation of a GenBank genome assembly. Lineage: Eukaryota; Fungi; Ascomycota; Sordariomycetes; Xylariales; Xylariaceae.
AUGGGUUCCGAAAACACCAUCGCCCCGAUCCGCCUCGCCAUCCUCGAGGCCGACACGCCCGUGCCGGGCAUCCAGGCCAAGUACAAGUCCUACGGCGGCGUCUUCACCUACCUCUUCGAGCGCGCCUGCGCGGCCCUCGACCCGCCGCAGCCGCUGCAGUCGCAGCUCACCCUCUCGUUCCACGACAUCGUCAACGACCCCGCGGCGUACCCGGACCCGGAGACAAUCGACGCCGUGCUGAUCACGGGCUCGAAAUACAACGCCUUCGAGAUGGACGAGUGGAUCGUGCGCCUCGUGCAGUACACCAAGCGCUGUCUCGAGGGCGGCCGCGUCCGCGUCGUCGGCGUCUGCUUCGGGCACCAGAUCGUGGGGCGGGCGCUGGGCGCCGAGGUCGGGCGGAAUACGCGCGGGUGGGAGCUGAGUGUGGUUGACCACGAGCUCACUGAGGAGGGCAAGAAGCUGUUUGGCAUGGACAAGCUGUCGAUCCACCAAAUGCACCGCGACGCCGUCCUCACCUUCCCGCCGGGCGUCGCGCGCCUGGCCCAGACGGACAUCUGCCCCAACCAGGCCAUGUACGUGCCGCGGCGCAUGAUCACGGUGCAGGGCCACCCGGAGUUCACCGAGGACAUGGUGCGCGAGAUCCUCGAGAUGCGCAAGUACGGCGGCAUCAUCGGCGACGACAUCUUCCAGGACGGCAUGCGCCGCGUCGCCAACAAGCAGGACGGCGUUGCCGUCGCCAAGGUGUUUUUGAAGUUCAUGCGGGAAUGA